Molecule: messenger RNA, 5596 nt
Organism: Mustela erminea (ermine)
Lineage: Eukaryota; Metazoa; Chordata; Mammalia; Carnivora; Mustelidae
Gene: SLC16A1
Product: solute carrier family 16 member 1
Exons: 7
Coding region: 2848-4344 (498 amino acids)
Biological process (GO): transmembrane transport; monocarboxylic acid transport
Cellular component (GO): membrane
Molecular function (GO): monocarboxylic acid transmembrane transporter activity
Source: RefSeq, a predicted model, not a curated record
GUUGGUCAAAGGAAUGACCAACAGCGGUUAUACAAAAUGGAGUUAGAAGGCUUCCAGAUUAACUUCACUUUUCACUGGAAACAGGAGCAAAAAAUUGUUUUCUAGCCUGUUUGGGUCUGAUGGAACAUGAGACAAAGGACAGGGUUUGUAUGCAGCUUCUACUUGGAUGGCUACCCCAAUGAGUGUUACCUGUUUGUAAUCUAUGUCUUUGUGCCGCUUGUUAACUUCCUUUGGCAUUUAACUUUUCCAGAUUCUGGUUCCCACUGAUGUGGCUAUGGUAAGUAUACAUAAGACAAAAUAAUGAGGUGUGUAUGCAUGGUGGGGAUGAGGGAGUGGUAAAAACAAUGACUGUCUCAAAAUUGUGUAUUCUGAGCUUGGUGAGAUUUACUCCACUUCUGGCCCUAAAGUACUGAGUAGACUAGCAGUCCUGGAGGCUGAUAGGAUAGUACAAAGGGUAUUCCCCUAUUAUAAGAUUUUCCAGUUUCUUUCUUGCUACAAGAUUGGUGGUGGUAAACAGGGAAGGUGUAUUUGUAUACCUAGAAGACUUAAAGAGGGCUCUGCCAAAGCAGGAUAGUUAGAGUCUCAGACUAAGACCAUGAGUUUGAAGACACUAGAAAGAAAAGAACCUGUCUAUAAGCAGUUGCUUGGAAUCUGAAGCUGAAGGCUGUCCAUUGCAGAGGAUGUAGCUGUUUCAGUCACUGUGGCCAGGGUGACCAAAAUGGGCCUGAAAUAAAAAAAUUGUAAAUUGUGGAAGAAGUAGUCAGGAAGUCUACCGGGUCUCUAAACUGUAAAUCCUGAUCUGCCAAAGGUGACAUUAAAAGAAGAAUGUCUUUAAACAAACAAACAAAAAAAGAAUCUUCACAGAGGGAGGAGACUGCCAAAUGUUACUACGACUCCUGUUGUGACAUUAAACUCUUCCUUGGGGAAAUAACAUAAAUUAUCACUGACACUAUGAGGAAGACUAGGGGGUGGGUAGCACUUCACUUAAAAAAAAAAACCAACAACAAAAAACCACCAAAAAACUUUAUUUAUUUAUUUUAGAGAGUAGAUGGCCGAGGGGGGUGGGGCAAAGGGAGAGAAUCUUCAGACUUCCCGUCAGUGCAGAUGCCAAGGUGGGCUGGAUCUCACAACCCUGAAAUCACGACCUGAGCUAAAACCCAGAGUCAAAUGCUUAACCAACUGAGCCACCCAGGUAUCCUCCCCUUUUACCUGCUUCUUAAACAGCUUCACAGAAUCCAAGCUGGAACAAACCAGCUGCUGCAAUAUGUAUUUGGCACCCCGCCCUAACUGCGUGUCCAUUCCUCAUUUUCUAACCCCCACACAAUUUUCUGUCCUUGUUUUUCCACUUUAUGCUGAUUAGAAACAAAGUAUUAGGAGUUUAAAGAAUUCUGCUUUCUUUUGUAUUACUGAAUAACGUAUGAUGUAGAAAUGUCAAGCAAACAUGUCCUGUAGUUAGUGCUAUAAAGGGUUCAUGAAGCGCAUUUGAAACAUCUGAAAUACUGAGGUCUAGAAGGGUACGGACUCACUUUUACUAUACUGCUCUACUCCUUUUAUCUUAUACUGGGCUGCUUACCUUUUCCUAGUCCUUGAAGAUUCUCUGGUUCAAAUCUGUGAUUCAGAUUAAACUUGACUAAAAUUCAGGGAAAAGCAGAAUGCUGCACCAAAAACAGACUUACAAAACAGAGUAUUUACCUUCCCUUUUGGGUCUCCAGGAAAGCCUCUUGGCCUGGCUCCUACUAGGCAGCUCUGUGGCAAAGGCCAUUUCCUUCAUAUCAGUAAGGAGGGCCCUCAACAUUUUUUAACUCCUCUAAGUUCAAACCCUGAAAAGCUAAACCCACAAGUGCCACUUUCUACCUAUUCUAUGUUCCAAGUUUUUUGGUGUGAGGACCUUCUUCCUCUAUGAAUGACUGAUAAUGAGAAUCUCUUAUUUAAGGAAAACUCUCCACCCUACCCAACAGAGUAUAACCUUAUUCUAUGGCCAUAAAAAUAAUCCUAUCAGAGUACAAGAGGCAUAACAUCUAAAUUCAUGGUUUAUAGGAAAGGUAAGCUGGAGGGAGGGAGGAGGCUUCACUCUUUUAACACACAGCUCAGAAGGGGGAUUGGUAGCCCCUGGUCUCACUUGGGUACAGGUGUCACCGAUAUUGUACGGCAUGAGGCACUGUGGCAGAUUACAGCUCUCAGAGGUCACCACAGACUGAGUUCAUGCUUUAUUUAAGGCCUAUCUUGUUCACCAGUGCAGUAGCAUCAAGGUCCAGUUAGAACACCCAGGUCUGGCUACCCAGGCAGGUGGAUACAUAAAGCCAGUCAUUAUGAUCUAAGAGGCCUCCUUCACUGCAUGCACCACUCUUCUGAGUCACAUCAGGCCUGAGGUACAGCUGUUCAGGAGUUCCAACUGCCAGCUGCUGCUGUGGAGUAGGGGCCAUAAGGUCCAAGUUCUGACAACGAAAGAUCUCACAGCAUGGAAUAUGGGCGCCAGGACACCCAGAACUUCCUGGAAUACAGAGACUGAGGGGGAGGCCGACACCGAAGUCCCGCACGCGUGUAGGUCACCGCGAACUCCUUGGACUGAAGACCCGAGGGCCAAGGUCCGCAGAGGAGAGCAGCAGCCCUAUCGGACGCCGCAGAGGCAGCCCCGCGGGCCCGGCCCGACAAAGUGCUGGCGAGCUGCGACGUGACCUGCCGGCCGCGUGGGUGCCCGAGCGAGCGAACGAGGUAGCUGGCGAAGGACGCGACCUGAACCCUGGGCCCUGCGGGACUCCAGCCGUGUCACGUACACGCUUGGCGGCGCGAACCGCGCAUAACGAUACUUGGAUUUGAACUGCAUUUUGGAAUUCAUCUACACUUAAAAUGCCACCAGCAGUUGGAGGUCCAGUUGGAUACACUCCCCCAGAUGGAGGCUGGGGGUGGGCAGUAGUAGUUGGAGCUUUCAUUUCCAUCGGCUUCUCUUAUGCAUUUCCCAAAUCCAUUACUGUGUUCUUCAAAGAAAUUGAAGGCAUAUUCAAUGCCACCACAAGUGAAGUAUCAUGGAUAUCCUCAAUCAUGUUGGCUGUCAUGUAUGGUGGAGGUCCGAUCAGCAGUAUUCUGGUGAAUAAAUAUGGCAGCCGUCCAAUCAUGAUUGUUGGUGGCUGCUUGUCAGGCUGUGGCUUGAUUGCAGCUUCAUUCUGUAAUACUGUUAAGGAACUUUACUUGAGUGUUGGAGUCAUUGGAGGUCUUGGGCUUGCCUUCAACUUGAAUCCCGCUCUGACCAUGAUUGGCAAGUAUUUCUAUAAGAGGCGACCGCUGGCAAAUGGACUGGCCAUGGCUGGCAGCCCUGUGUUCCUCUCCACCCUGGCCCCCCUCAAUCAGGCUUUCUUUGGUAUCUUUGGCUGGAGAGGGAGCUUCCUAAUUCUCGGGGGCCUCCUCCUAAACUGCUGUGUGGCUGGAGCCCUGAUGCGACCAAUAGGGCCCCCAGCAACAAGUGCGGGGAAAAGGUCCAAAGAAUCCCUUCAGGAACCUGGGAAAUCUGAAGAGAAAAAGGGGUCAAGUGAUGCAAAUACAGAUCUUAUUGGAGGAAACCACAAAGAAGAGAAACGGUCAGUUUUCCAAACAGUUAAUAAAUUCCUGGAUUUAUCUCUGUUCACACACAGAGGCUUUUUGCUAUACCUAUCCGGAAAUGUGCUCAUGUUUUUUGGACUGUUUACCCCUUUGGUCUUUCUUAGUAAUUAUGGCAAGAGUCAACAUUACUCUAGUGAGAAGUCUGCCUUCCUUCUUUCCAUUCUGGCUUUUGUUGACAUGGUAGCUAGACCUUCUAUGGGACUUGUAGCCAACACCAAGUGGAUAAGACCUCGAGUUCAGUAUUUUUUUGCGGCUUCUAUUGUUGCAAACGGAGUGUGUCAUCUGCUAGCACCUUUAUCCUCCAGCUACAUUGGGUUCUGUAUCUAUGCUGGAUUCUUUGGAUUUGCAUUUGGGUGGCUCAGCUCCGUGUUAUUUGAAACCCUGAUGGACCUCGUCGGACCCCAGAGGUUCUCCAGCGCCGUGGGAUUGGUGACCAUUGUGGAAUGCUGUCCUGUCCUUCUGGGGCCACCACUUUUAGGUCGUCUGAAUGACAUCUACGGAGACUACAAAUACACCUAUUGGUCAUGUGGUGUGAUCCUUAUUGUAGCAGGCAUCUAUCUCUUCAUUGGCAUGGGCAUCAAUUACCGACUUGUGGCGAAAGAGCAGAAAGCAGAGGAGCAGCAGAAAAAGGAAAGCAAAGAGGAGGAGACAAGUGUCGAUGCUGCUGAGAAGACAAAAGAAUAUGCAGCAGAAUCUGCAGAGCAGAAGGACACAGAAGGAAGUCCCAAAGAGGAGGAGAGUCCCGUCUAAACCUGUGCGGCCCAAGGGUCAAUGAAGUAGCUGUGACCCAAGAUAUCUGAAAAUAUCUAUUGGCCUGUAUUCCAGCAGUGGUGCUCAAUGACGAUAGUGGGCAUGUGUGUGCGAAUCAUACCAGCUGUUCAUGGAUGGAAUUUUUGUUUCACUCCUUACCAGUAGCCUGAAUUAAAAAUGCCAUACCUUUGGGGAGGGAGUGGUUGGCAAAGAAUGAGAGAAGGCAGUAGUGUGGUGGUUUUUUGUUUGUUUGUUUGUUUGUUUGUUUAAAUCCUAGCUUUUAACAGUGUCCAGAAGAUUAUAAUAUGUGCCUUAAGUUUUACUCUUAAGAACUCUUUAGGGAGCCUUAACUUUUUAAACCAUUCUGCUGAAUUCAUCUAUUUUAAGUGUUACAUUAGAAGGAAGAAUAACAACUAACUUGUUUGAGACAAAUCUAAAAUUUAAAAUUAAUCUUGCUUCAUUGUUAUUUGUAAUAUACUGUCAGACAUCAUCACUGGAAGAUUUAUGAAUAGAAAUAUUGGUUGGAAGUUGGGAUAUUAUAAAAUCCUGACUAAAAUAUUUUCCCCGUAUCAGUAGUUGCCUGGUAUAGUGCCUGCUAGCUAUAUAUUUAGGAAAUUUAAAGCAUACAACUUUGGAAACAAGUUGGCAGUUCUAGGUACAUUGUACUCAACAGCAUCCCUCUGGAAUCUUUUCUUAGGAUGCUAAUAUUAUUAGUGCUUGAGAAUUUAUUUCAUUAAAUUACUGUUUUCCCUUUUCAAAGACACAUUUUGAAUGGUUAUAGACCAUUGCCCCCUUUGAAAUUACUUAGUACUUUGCACUCUAAAAGUUAAUUUUUAAAUAUGCAAAACUAUGUAUUUGUGCCUCCUUAGUAAACACAACACAUCUAAUUAAAUGUAGACAGAUACUUCAAACAGCAGCAGAAUUCAGCUUCAGUUUUACCAAAACCUUAGUUAAACUGUGAGGCUUGGAAUUUUUGUUGGUGGUGGUGUUCCUGGAAUUUCCCCCCAUUGAUUCGUAGUGGUUCCGUUUAUAUCUGCGUCUAGCUCAGAGCUGUGUGUGAGAUACUCAGUCUUUGUGUGUUUAGGUUUUUGGUUUUUUUUUAUAUUUGCUAAUUAAAGCCAGAGUGAUUUGGCCCCAGGCAAACCAGUAAGAGUAAGAUUGGGAGAGAAGUUGCUCCGUUUCUUUUACUGAGAAGGCCUGAAAAAAAAAUUAUGUUUUGCUUAUAAUUAUUAGACAUAGUCUUACUACUUCA